Molecule: messenger RNA, 561 nt
Organism: Ipomoea nil (Japanese morning glory)
Lineage: Eukaryota; Viridiplantae; Streptophyta; Magnoliopsida; Solanales; Convolvulaceae
Exons: 1
Coding region: 1-561 (186 amino acids)
Molecular function (GO): nucleic acid binding; RNA-DNA hybrid ribonuclease activity
Source: RefSeq, a predicted model, not a curated record
AUGGUGCGUGUUUGGAGAGCUGCUGCCACUGCCCUCUCGGCUUCGGAAUCCGUUGUUGGAAGUCGACAUGCUGAUGCAUCGCCACAGCAGCCGUUGCUGAUGCCCACUGCCCAUCUUUGCCAUUUCGAUGCUAGCUUCACGCCGACCACAGGUUCGACUUCGUACGACGCGGUCCUCUUCUCAGCUAGUGGCAAUUUCAUGGCAGCCACGAAUUGUGUGCUCUCGCAUUGUGCAAACCCUCUUACAGCAGAGUCGUUAACAUGCAAGGAGGCCCUCUCGUGGCUACGAGAUCAUGGGGUUGCCGAGGUAGCCUUACAUACUGAUUGCUCGGUUCUUCACCGCUAUGUUACUACUGCAGCUACUAAGCCAAGAUCCUGUGCUGGAGUUGUGAUUGAUGAGUGUUUACGGUUUAUGGCUUUGUUUAAUUCAUGCUCUUUGUUUUUUAUUCUUAGACAUCUAAAUUUGAUUGCUCAUACUUUAGCUUCGCAAGCCUCUGGCCAGGAUAGUUCUUUGUACUGGGACUCUGUCCCGCCUUACUUUGUUCUUGCUCUUUUGAAUUAA